Messenger RNA from Symbiodinium natans, 3405 nucleotides. NCBI's taxonomy places the organism in Eukaryota, Dinophyceae, Suessiales, Symbiodiniaceae. The record is from the annotation of a GenBank genome assembly.
AUGGUGCCAUGUGGCAUCUCCACCAUGCCGGGGCAUAGGCCCCGACCGGAUUUCUGCGGAUGGAAAAGAGGCGAGGAAAAAAACUCUACGGCACGUGCCUUGCGUUUCAACUUUGCAGUGGGCCCUCAAAAAACGGCCAUCGUGUGCUUCGGCCCAGGCCGCGCCCGAUCGCAUGCUUUUUUGUUCAGAGCCCUUUUACUACGGCAGGUGGCGCAGCGGCAGGCGGCUCGGCCCCUCGGCCUCUGCGAGGUCGAGAACGCGGUCGAGCGGCGGACCCGCAACGCUGGUGGCCUGCGGCGGUUGGGGCCAUGGCUGCCCGAGGGCAGUGCUGGCAACUGCCUGCUGCGCUGCGACAGACAGCAUGCCCCACCAGCGACGCGUCCAGCUGCAAGACGCGGUGGCGCGCAGGGCUGGCGGCGCUUUGUAGGACCGCAGUCGGACCAGGCGGUCUACUCCGUGGGAGGGGGGGAGUGGCAUGCGCAGGCGGCGGCGGCGGCGCGCGAGACGCUGCACGAGGCCCCGAUUGGGACCGCACCAGAAACCCGGGCAUCCGGCGGCAUAGCCGGCAGCAUCACACUGUCGCGCAAAUGGGCCACGCUCCGAGCACUCACCGACCCUUCCAGACGGCCGCCGCAGCCGCUGCGACCGGUCCCGCAGCACGUGAUGAACCAUCACCCUGCAGAGGAGGUCGCGCUCUCCAAGCAACAAGUCGCCGACGCGCUUCGCACCUCCAAGCGCGGGUCAGCUGCUGGCCUGUCGGGCGCCACUGUCGAGUUCUACAAGUUGCUCCUCGACGAUGAGGGUGCCUUAGAAGCCUUCACAUUCGUGGUGAAUGUCGCAGCUCGCGCGCAGGCUCCACCGGUUGCGUUGGACGCCCUGGCCUUAUCGGGCCUCACCGCCCUUCGCAAGCCACAGGGAGGGGUCAGAGGCAUUGCGGGCCCACGAUGUCCGCAACGGCUCGUGGUGCUCGCGGCGGAGGUGGGCGGCAGGUGGGGCGAGGAGUGCCAGCGCUUCGUUCGCCAGCUCCUGCGUCUCCGCGUUCAGAGGGCCCCUGCAACCCUGCGUGCCACGGCGGCCCAGGGGUGGGCAAGGCGAUGGUGGGGCCUGCUCUCGGUCGCCGUGCAGAGGGCAGUUGCCAGCACGGCCCUGGGUGUCUGGACGAUGCCGGCGCUGCCGAGCUCGCCGGACGGGGUCCCCCUCGCUGAUGUCCUUGAGCUCGCCGAUUUCGCGGGGCCCAGCCGCCUGCCGAGCCGGGCGGGCUCCUUGGAGGAUCUCUCGCCAAAGCUCACAGGCCUCGGCAGCGGCGCGCAUUGUCACUGCCAUGCCCCAGUGCAUCCCGACAGCGCUCGGCAAACUCAGGCAGCCGGGCGUGGAUCACCGGCACAGCAUCUGCCGUGCCCGCCCAAUGCUGCGGGGCUCGUGCGCUCCGCCGAUUGCAGUCCCACUGGCAACAUCGCCAAAUCUCGCGCAGGAUCGUGGUUGGCACGGACGGGGGGCGCCGCCCCGGAGGUCGACGUUGAUGGGGCCGCAGCCCCGACCCCUGCUGGCGACGUUACGCCUGGCUUCUUGCCGGCGGCCCCACCAAAGCAGCAUGAUGACGUUCAGGCAACUGUCGGCAUGCCUUCCAGCCCCGCGUGGCAGGCUGCGGGACCGCCUCGCCGAGCGCCACCGGGGGAGCGGCAGUCCUGGCUGUACGUACCGAGGCAUGAGCAGGCGGGCCCUCGCUGGACUGAGCUGGUGGCGACACUCCAGCACGCUCAGCCAGCCAGUCCGCGCGCGUUGGCGCGGUUGCUCCACGCCAUAGCCGACCUUGACGCGGCGGAAGCAGGUGCGCAGGUGUCCAGCCGCGACGCGUCGCUCGCCUCGGCCCUCCUUUCCUUGCCGGACGCGCCCCUCCCUCUGGCCGCCGCACUGGUCCUUUGCGCGGAUGCUGACGGGUACGUGCCGGCAGCCGCGCAGGCGACGCUGUUGGAAGGGUACGGAGGGGUCGUGGCCGCGGCGGGUGCCCAGGCCCUGGCCGCGGACAUGCGGGCGGUGUGGGAAACAGAACGGCCGCCCGAGUGUCCGCCGCUGCCAGGACCACAGCGUAGAAGCAGGGGACGGAGGCGGGCCAGACAACACCAGCGCCGGCGUUCUCCGGAAGGGGUCGCAAAGUUGCCCCAGCCCGAAACGUGUGCUCGGAGCGUAGACGGCGGAGCCGGCGCCCCCACCAGCGCCGCACGGCCUGCCGCGGGAGUCCCCGUUGCAGCGUGGGAGCAGCUGGACGCCGUCGACUUGCAAGAGGAGUUGCGCCACCCAGUCCCGACGCUGCAGGACGUGCCCCCGUUUAUGCGCUCGUCGGUUCGCGGGGCUUUGGUCCUCGCUUUGAACCAUUUGCGAUCCGCUGGGGAUGAAGAUGGGGCGACCCUCCGAGCAUGGAAACUUUUUCUCCUGGCGCCACGCAUGCUCCUGGCCCGACCAGCCAUCAAGCGCGGCCCGGGCGGCCGCGAAGAGCUCCUCAGUCGCGCAGCGGCAUUCCAGCAGGGCGAGUGGAUCCGCUUGCUGCGCGAGGCGCGCCAGCUGCCCGGAGCAGAGGACGCGGCUCCGGAGCCCAACGCGAGGCAAGUCCUCACAGCUCCAGCUUUGGCCCCGGGAACAGAACAAACGUAUGCGGCCCUCACGGACCCAGCGCGCAGGCCUGCCGUCCCACGCCAGCCCAUCCCGCCGGACACCCUCGCACACGAGCCAGCCGAGCCCGUGACCCUGAUGUCAGAGCCUCAGUCGCAGCAUCAACGCUCCUUCAGGAAUUCCACUGGCUCAAUGGGGAAAAAAGAGCAGAACCUGAGAAAGAAGAACACUCCCAGUGGCCGGGAGCGCAAAGACUUGCGAUUGCAGUGCAACGACUUGAAGCAGAAGCUUAAAGACCUGCAGGAGAAGUUUGACAAGCUGCAGCAGGAGCAUAACCUCGGUCUCGAGGCCAAUCUAGCUCUGGUGCAGGAGAGAGACCUUCUCUUGAAAGAGAACAAGGAGAAGGUUGACAACCUGCAGCAGCAGAAGGAUGACCUCGAGCAGCAGCAUGACCUUCUCUUGAAAGAGAGCAAGGUCAACCUAGCUUUCCUGCAGGAGAGAGACCUUCUCUUGAAAGAGAACGAGGAGCUAAAGUCGUUCCAGCAAGCGCUGCUGAAAGCUCACAAGGAACGUAUCCUUGAACUCCGGAGCCAGAAGAAAGACGAAGUCGCAAAGCUAGAGGUUGACCUCCGGAUCCAGAAGGCAGACGAAAUCACAAAGGCAAAAGAAGCUAUCUUCGCGAUGAGACUGGAAGAGUUACAAGCUGCCGCCUUGCAAGCUGCCGCCUCGUCUGCUGCAGAGUCGCAAUCGCCCACCACGGUUGUAACACCCGACAAGGAGCCCGAGGAUUCAGAUUGA